Molecule: messenger RNA, 3804 nt
Organism: Symbiodinium sp. CCMP2592
Lineage: Eukaryota; Dinophyceae; Suessiales; Symbiodiniaceae
Source: the annotation of a GenBank genome assembly
AUGUCGUCUUCUACGGCUUUUGCAAUGCUCUCCGUGGCAGGUCCCCGGCCUGAUCUGGCAUCGUCAAGGAAAGCCUUUCCUAUUGCAUGGCAGCCGUCUGCAGCGAGCCUUCAAGGUGCGAGUGGCAGCUCUGGAGCGCAGCUCCUGUCAUCCUCAGCGGCAAUUACCGUGGCGGCACUGGCUAUGAGACACAUGACGCAGAGGAAUCGAAGCAACUCGUCGCGUGUUGCAGUCGCUGCUCAGUGCAAGAAGACGCAGUGCGUGCACCCUGACAAGCCGAUGAUGUUUGCUUGUGCAGACUGCCCUCGUCGCGGUGUUGCCCCGGAGCUUGACGAAGAGCCGCUGGCGGCGGCGGCAUUCCUUGGAGAAAGCGUUCCAAGCAACACGUGCUCCAAGAAGACCCAGUGCGUGCACCCCGACAAGCCGAUGAUGUUUGCUUGUGCCGACUGCCCUCGUCGCGGUGUUGCCCCGGAGCUUGACGAAGAGCCGCUGGCGGCGGCGGCAUUCCUUGGAGAAAGCAUCCCGUGCAACACGUGCUCCAAGAAGACUCAGUGUGUGCACCCCGACAAGCCAAUGAUGUUUGCCUGUGCAGACUGCCCUCGUCGCGGUGUUGCCCCGGAGCUUGGCGAAGAGCCGCUGGCGGCGGCGGCAUUCCUUGGAGAAAGCGUUCCAAGCAACACGUGCUCCAAGAAGACCCAGUGUGUGCAUCCCGACAAGCCGAUGAUGUUUGCUUGUGCCGACUGCCCUCGUCGCGGUGUUGCCCCGGAGCUUGACGAAGAGCCGCUGGCGGCGGCGGCAUUCCUUGGAGAAAGCAUCCCGUGCAACACGUGCUCCAAGAAGACUCAGUGUGUGCACCCCGACAAGCCAAUGAUGUUUGCCUGUGCAGACUGCCCUCGUCGCGGUGUUGCCCCGGAGCUUGACGAAGAGCCGCUGGCGGCGGCGGCAUUCCUUGGAGAAAGCGUUCCAAGCAACACGUGCUCCAAGAAGACCCAGUGUGUGCAUCCCGACAAGCCCAUGAUGUUUGCUUGUGCAGACUGCCCUCGUCGCGGUGUUGCCCCGGAACUUGACGAAGAGCCAGAACGCUUCAAUGGCCAGGCUCAGGACCAAGACAUCAACGACAGCGGAAAGCUGGUAGAGCUGUUCAACCUCUUGCGUGGCAUAGUCGCGCGGAGAGAGAAGGUACUCGUUUUCUUCUGUCGCACAGUCACAAGUAAGCUUCUCGCAGCUCUCAUGGAGCGUGAGUUCGGCGUGCGGCCUGGAAUCUUGCAGGGGGACACGCCGCACAACGAGCGCGAGCGGAUCGUGCGAGAGUUCAAGGCAACGCCAAUCCCAGGAGAACCGCAGUCCCAGGUGCUGCUGCUCUCGGUGUGGGUGGGGGCCGUGGGCCUGAACUUGCCAGAAGCACGCUGGGUAGUGCACGUUGAGCGCGUGUGGAAUCCGGCGCUUGAGCGCCAGGCUACCAGCCGCGCACACCGGUUGACCUCCCGCAAGCCAGUGAAGGCGUAUUGCCUUUUCAUGCAGGACACGUUGGAAGAGCGCAAAGCUUCGGUGCUGUCCUCUAAGUAUCGCCUGUCUACAAAUGUGAUGGAAGCUUUGGACUUGGAGCAGGACGAGGUGGGGGAAGAAGGCAACAGCGACGAGCUUGGCAAGGCACAUGGAGAGGAGCUGCGCGCGCUGCUUGGCGGAAGUUCUAGCAGUCCCGAGACCCCCUUGGAGCAGAGCUGGCAGAAUAGCCCAGAGGACGAGGCAGCUCUGGCCGAGGCAGACCCAGAGGAAAGCAAAGAGCCGUCCAGCGACGAAGAGGACGACGACCCAGGGAAGCCAAAAGGAGACCGGUGCCCACUUUAUCCGGCACUUGCCAGGCUGCGCCCCCUACGCUUCAAGAGGAAGAUGUGGGUUGGCAAGUAUGGAAAUCCAGAGGAUGAAGAGUUGUGGGACUGGUACACCGUGAAGGGGCACCGGGAGGUGCACGAGCGAGCCCCAGCUUGCAGCACUGCAGGGAGGGAGAAGCUGAGACGAAAGGGUCAUUCGAUUGUCCCUUUCAGCAGCCGACCAAGCCGCAUCCGACACGUCGGCGAGCGUGGGGAUCGAAUUGUCACUGUGGCCCUGGCAGAGGGGGUGACCUGCCGGCUCUUCAUCCCAAGCGAGUCUCAGCAGAUGUUUUCCGAGGACGAGCAGGGAAUAUUCGCCCAGCCGGCCAAAAGCGGCGAUGCGGCCUUUCCCGUGCUCACGCCAUCCUCCGGACGUUCUGCCAUUGAUGAGGAAGUGGGGCUGCUUGACAUCACUCCCGGCAUGGUCGACGAGACCUCGCAGCCGCUGAAGUUCCUUCAGAUUGUUGCCGUCAAGCCCUCCGAGGUGGAGAAUUAUCGAACGAGCUCUCCAUUCUUCGUUGUCAUGGAGUUGCCGACCGAGUGCACGGUGAAUCAUCCCUGCUACGGCAAACAACGGCCGGAGGACUUGGGCAUCGGCUGUGCGAGGCACUGGCUGGUCAGAUUGGCGGCUGCGCUGCGGAUGACUUACGCUUUCUUCCUGGAUGAUACCGUGAGGUCUUGGCGCGGAGUGACUUUGGUCGAGGACACCCAGAGCCUCUUCGGGGUACCAUCCGACAGCACCAAAGCGCGAUUCACCCCAGUUCCUCUUUCCAGGGUUAUGUCCUACCUCGCGGAGCCCAAGUUCCUCAAAGAGGACAUGCCGGAAUUCGCAUCCUUCGGCUUCGCUAGGAUGGCUCCAGAGUUCCUCACCGUCCGCAAGGCCUUUUGCCGCACUCACGUUUACUCCGGAUACCUCCUCAACAUUUCGAAAAUAGAGAGAGAGCGCCUGAACUUCAAGCAGGAACAGUUCAUUUGGGAGGACUUGGUCUUCAAUUUAGACUGCCACGACGUGGUGAGGUGCAACCGCUUCGCCAUGGUCAAAGUUCCCUUCAGCAGCGGUGGCUGCUCGGCGCAGCUUGCUCGCAGCGACAAGGCCACCUUCGUUCGGGCGGGCUAUCUUGGCAAGCUGUCCGGGGAGGACAUCGUGGCGGAGACCCUUGGCCAGGUGCCAGAGAAGACAGGGAAAGGCAAGCGCGGCAGGAAGAAGGUCGUGAAGGGACCUCCCGAGGCUCAGGAGCCGGAGAGGCCAGUGCCUUCAGACCCCUUCAUCCUGGAGGAGGAUCCUGCCUUGAAGCCAGAAGGUGCUGUCGUGGAUGAGUCGGGAAGCCUAGUGAACUCCUACUACAAACGAUUUAUUCAGGCAUUCAAAGAUGCCGAGAAGGCCAGAGCAGAUGUUGCAGCGCCAACAGGAAUCAAGCGACCCGGAGUGCGGCGCGGGGAGGAGAUUCCCGCGGCUGUGAUGUUCUGGGAUGAUUCGCUGAGACCGAACGCGAAUGUUCAGCGAGGUGCGACACACCUGAAAGACGGGCAGCAGUGGGGCGCUGGCUACAUCGCAAAACCUUACGGCCCGGUGAAAAAGAGUAAAUGGUUCAACGUGAAGACCUGGGGUUGCUGGAGGAUGGCCUUCGUCUUGGCAAGGCUACAGUACCAGGUUUGGCAGCUGAAGCACCCGGACGUGCCUGAACCAAAGGGCCGUGGCCCAGGAAAGAAGUCUGAUACGCCGAAAGAGAGCAAAAGCUCGAAGAAAUCGUCUGUCGAGGCAAAGUCUUCUGCAGCUGGAAAGGAAAAUCAGGAUCCAGGCCCGGAGAUCUUCCAGACUGCUGGGAUUUGCGGAUACAGGAUAAGUGGAAGUUUCAUGACAUCAGAAAUGUGGGGCAUUGGCAUUGAAUGCUAUCCUCCCUCUCGGGGAAGAAGCGGGCAAGGAUGGGAGUAG